Molecule: messenger RNA, 1491 nt
Organism: Aureobasidium melanogenum CBS 110374
Lineage: Eukaryota; Fungi; Ascomycota; Dothideomycetes; Dothideales; Saccotheciaceae
Product: MFS sugar transporter-like protein
Exons: 3
Coding region: 1-1491 (496 amino acids)
Biological process (GO): transmembrane transport; carbohydrate transport
Cellular component (GO): membrane
Molecular function (GO): carbohydrate:proton symporter activity
Source: RefSeq, a predicted model, not a curated record
AUGACGCGAGCGGGUACCUUUAGAGCUUACUGGCUCGGCUGUGUGGUCUGUAUGGGCGGCUUUCUAUUCGGAUAUGACUCCGGCAUCAUUGGUGGAGUUUUGACCCUUGCAUCCUUCGAACAUGAUUUCGGCUACACUAAAAAGCAAGCGACUCGCAACAGCUCUUUGUCAGUCGGCCUCCAACAAUUGGGCGCCUUCCUCGCAUGUUUCGCCAUUUGGCCAGUCACACAUCGAUUUGGUCGCAAAUGGGCUUUAGUCUUGUGUUCGACCAUCUUCGUCAUUGGCGCCAUAAUUCAGACUAUCAAUACACAUUCCUUCGGCGCUUUCCUGGCUGCUCGGUUGAUUGCUGGUAUUGGUCUGGGAGGAAGCAGUGUAGUCGUGCCGAUGUUCUCGAGUGAGAUGGCUCCAAAACAGCUGCGUGGUCAGAUUGGCAGCUUCUAUCAGCUCUUCUAUACUCUUGGUAUCUUCACCUCAUACUGGAUCGACUACGGCGUCGGCAAGGACAUCUCAACCAGCGAGGCCAGGCAAUGGCAGAUCCCUAUCGGCAUCCAGAUCUUACCUGCCGCUCUUCUCGGCCUCGGAAUGUUCACACUCAAGGAGUCAGUUCGCUGGCUGACUCUCAAAGGUCGUCACCAAGAAGCUUGGGAGUCUCUACAAUGGAUCAGAGCCGACAGCGGACCUGACGCUCAACUGGAAAUGGACGAGAUCCGCCUCGGCGUUGAAACAGAGCUACGCGAGAAAGAAGGCUUCCAGUUCAGAGAACUCUACACCAAACCCGACAACUUGAAGCGUACGGUCACUGCCGCUGUUGUUUUUGUUGCUCAACAAUCUACCGGAGCGACUGCCUUUGCAACAUACGGGCCACAGUACUUCAAACUCCUGGUAGGAAGCAAAGGCAACGAUGAUCUGCUUCUCACUGCUAUCUUCGGCGCCAUCAAGGUAGCAGCCUGCCUGACUUUCGUCCUCUUCGUCGCUGAGCGAGUGAACCGCAAAAUCGUCCUCACAUUGGGAGCACUUGGCAUGGCUGCUUGCCAGAUCUGCACCGCUGCUGUUGUCAGAUCCAAACCACCACCCGGCGAUGCUACAGUAACAUCUUCUGGUAUCGCCACUGUUGCCCUGAUAUACCUUUUCGUUUCCAUAUAUAAUUGGUCAUGGGGACCCUUGCCUUGGCCUACUGUGUCUGAAAUCUUCCCUACUCGCAUCAGAGAACCCGGCAUCGGUAUAGCCGUAUCCUCGCAAUGGCUCUUCAACUUUGUCUACUCGAUCAGCACACCCUACAUGAUCAAGAACAUGGGCUGGGGCACAUUUUUGUUCUGGGGCGUUGCAGAUUUGAUCAUUGCGGGAGGGGCUUGGUUGUUCUUGGAUGAAACUCGAGGAAGGAGUUUGGAGGAUAUCACACAUACGACGGAGAGGGCAAAGAGUUUUGGUGAGGAUUUGAGGUAUGAGGGUGAUGGGGCUGUGAGCAAGGGGCCUGGUGUUGAGGUGAGAUAG